AUGGAGUGCGGUCCAAAGAUGGUUCAAUUCGUGUCGAUGGCACCGAAUUUAACAAGUUGGACUGGAGCAAGCAGGCCAUUCCCUGUACAAGAAGAGGUUCACUGUCUCAAGUACCUUGGAUCCAGAGUGACUUCCGUAGGCGACAUUGAUCAAGAAUGUCGAGCACGUGUUAAUGCGGCAUGGAUGAAACGGAAAAUGGCAAUAUGCAUAAUGUGCGACAAGAAAGUCCCUGUUCGAAUGAAGUCGAAGGUCUACAGGACGGUUGUGGACCCUGUUGCCCUUUACGGAUGCGAGUGA
Messenger RNA from Necator americanus (New World hookworm), 297 nucleotides. RefSeq lists its product as uncharacterized. The transcript has a single exon. NCBI's taxonomy places the organism in Eukaryota, Metazoa, Nematoda, Chromadorea, Rhabditida, Ancylostomatidae. The record is from RefSeq and is a predicted model, not a curated record. The coding region runs from base 1 to 297 and encodes 98 amino acids.